Molecule: messenger RNA, 1290 nt
Organism: Elaeis guineensis (African oil palm)
Lineage: Eukaryota; Viridiplantae; Streptophyta; Magnoliopsida; Arecales; Arecaceae
Molecular function (GO): protein binding
Source: RefSeq, a predicted model, not a curated record
CAUUCAGCUGCCUCGUCCUUCUGACAAAAAAAAAAAAACAAAUGACGCUGGUGGCGGGCUCCUACGAGAAGUUCAUUUGGGGCUUCUCCCUCAAAACCCUAAAACCCGGUGCCGGCGAAACCCUAGCCCUCAAGCCCCUCUUCUCCUACCCCUCACACACCGCCCCCAUCAAGUCCGUUGCUGUCGCCGGGCCCGUCGCCGCGUCUGGCGGCGCCGACGACGCCAUCAAGAUCUACGACCUCGCCUCCGCCGCCGAGCUCGGCAGCCUCCUCGACCAUGGCGGCGCAGUCACCGCUCUCGCCUUCUACACCUCCCCACUCGCCCCCUUCCUCCCCCGCAACCUCCUCAGCGCCUCCGACGAUGGCGCCGUCUGCAUAUAUGACGCCGAUCCCUUCGUCCACCUCAAGACCGUCUCCGCCCAUCGCCGGGGCGUCGUCGACCUCGCCGUCCACCCCUCUGGGAGGGUGGCGCUCACCGUGGGCCGGGACUCCUGCCUCGCCAUGCUCAACCUGGUGAGGGGAAGGCGGAGCUUCUCCUGCCGGUUGGCCCAGGAGGCGUCCAUCGUCAGAUACGAACCGGAGGGCGGGGAGAGGUUCUUCAUGGUGGCGGAGGAGAGAAUUUCGGUGCACGAUUCUGAGGACGCGAGGUUGAUCCAUGAGUUGGACGCCCCAAAGAGGGUCCUCUGCAUUGCACCUGCUGAGAAUGGACUACUUUUUACUGGUGGAGAGGACCGCUCUGUCACUGCUUGGGAUACAGCAAGUGGGAAGGUUGCAUACUGUAUUCAGGAUGCGCAUUCUACUCGUGUAAAAGGCCUUGUUGUUUUCAAGAAAAGUAGUGAUGGUCAGAAUUCUGAAAUAUCUAAUUUUAUAUCUUCUGCAUCAUCUGAUGGUGUCAUACGAAUUUGGGAUGUUCGGAUGACCUCAAAUGAGAAACCAAAUCCACUGGCAGAGGCAAACACAAAAUCUAGGUUGACUUGUCUUGCUGGUUCAUCUAUGAAAUGAUUGUGUUUUGGACUGGAAGACUCUGGCCAGACUGAUAUUAGCACUAUUAUCCAAGCCAUUUUUAAAGCUAGGAUCAGUUAUGAUAUUUUUGUACAUCAAAAGUGAAGCAGUUAAAAUUUUCUCCAAAUCAGGAUCACGUGGGAUGUAUUGUAGGAUGAAACAUGAGCAUACAUUCAGGGGAAAAAGAAAUGGCUAUUUUAUUUCGUUCUGUAGUAAUGACCUUAAUGAAAUGAAUUCACUUUUCGUUUUCUAUUCAAGCUGAUGAACGCUAAUUUUUAGCUUUGUACAA